AAUUAAUGGAGAAAUCAAGAAAUUGGUAUCGUGUCGCGUUAAGGACCUAUUUAUGUAUGAUCAGAGCUGAAGAAAGAACACCGCCUUGACUGGUUCAUGCCAAAGGCUUCUCUUGGUUAGGCUGAAACCAAUCAAUCCUGUUUUUGGUUUAGGAGCGCCCAUUCUUGGGAGUUAUGAUUCUAUCAGCACUUUUAACAUCAGUGGGAAUCAAUCUCGGGCUUUGUUUUCUGUUUUUCACUUUGUAUUCAAUAUUGAGAAAGCAGCCUGGUAAUGUCACUGUCUACGGUCCACGGCUUAUUCAACAAGGCAAAUCUCAACAGUCCAAUGCAUUCAACCUCGAGAGGCUUUUGCCUACAGCAGGUUGGGUCAAAAGAGCAUUGGAACCUACCAAUGAAGAAAUCCUCUCGAAUCUUGGCUUAGAUGCUUUGGUCUUCACUCGUGUUUUCGUCUUCAGUAUACGAGUAUUUAGCUUUGCUUCUGUGGUUGGAAUCUUCAUCCUUCUUCCGGUAAAUUAUAUGGGUACUGAGUUUGAAGAGUUUUUCGACCUGCCAAAGAAGUCUCUAGAUUCCUUCAGCAUUUCUAACGUUAACGAUGGAUCAAAUAAGAUGUGGAUCCAUUUUUGUGCAAUAUACAUCUUCACGGCAGUUGUUUGCUCUCUGCUUUACUAUGAGCACAAGUACAUUUCAUCAAAGCGGAUUGCUCAUCUUUAUUCAUCCAAGCCUCAGCCACAAGAAUUUACGGUUCUGGUCAGUGGAGUCCCUAUUGUGUCUGGAAACAGUAUAAGUGAAACAGUGGAGAGGUUUUUCAGGGAGUAUCAUUCUUCCACGUAUCUUUCUCAUGUAGUGGUUCAUCGGACAGACAAGUUAAAGAUUCUCAUGAAUGAUGCUGAGAAGCUAUACAAGAAACUUACUCGAGUAAAAUCCGGAAGCAUAUCUCGCCAAAAGUCUAGGCGGGACGGGUUUUUAGGGAUAUUUGGGAGGAAAGUUGAUGUGGUUGACCAUUACGAACAAAAGCUCGAGAAGUUAGAAAAUGACAUGAGAUUGAAACAGUCUUUAUUAGCAGGAGAGGAAGUCCCAGCCGCUUUCGUUUCCUUUAGGACAAGACAUGGUGCUGCAAUAGCAUUAAACAUUCAGCAAGGAAUAGAUCCUACACAAUGGCUAACUGAGACAGCCCCGGAGCCUAAAGAUGUUCACUGGCCAUUUUUCACCGCAUCGUUUGUGAGAAGAUGGAUCUCCAAUGUGGUGGUAUUCGUGGCUUUUGUAGCUCUGAUAAUCCUAUACAUUGUGCCUGUUGUAUUGGUUCAAGGUCUUGCUAAUCUUCACCAGUUAGAAACAUGGUUCCCUUUUCUGAAAAGCAUACUAAAUAUGAAAGUUGUGAGUCAAGUGAUUACAGGAUAUCUUCCGAGUCUAAUUUUCCAGCUUUUCCUUUAUAUAGUACCACCCAUUAUGCUUCUACUUUCCUCAAUGCAAGGAUUCAUUUCUCAUAGCCAGAUCGAGAAAUCUGCAUGUAUCAAGCUUCUAAUCUUUACCGUAUGGAACAGUUUCUUUGCAAAUGUACUGUCCGGAUCUGCUCUUUACCGCGUUAAUGUGUUCCUUGAACCGAAGAAUAUUCCUCGUGUGCUUGCUGCAGCUGUGCCAGCACAGGCAUCGUUCUUUAUAUCUUAUGUUGUGACCUCUGGAUGGACUGGUUUAUCAUCAGAGGUCUUCCGUUUGGUUCCUCUUCUCUGGAGUUUUAUGACAAAGCUUUUCUGCAAGGAAGAUGAAAAAGAAUUUGAGGUCCCUUCGACUCCCUUCUGCCAAGAAAUACCAAAGAUUCUCUUUUUUGGACUUCUCGGUACAACUUACUUCUUCCUUUCGCCACUGAUACUGCCGUUUUUGUUGGUCUACUUUUGUCUUGGAUAUGUCAUCUACCGCAACCAGCUCCUAAACGUAUAUGAGGCUAAGUAUGAAACCGGUGGAAAAUUUUGGCCAAUAGUACACAGCUCAACUAUCUUCUCUUUGGUACUAAUGCACAUUAUUGCAGUCGGAUUAUUCGGGCUUAAAGAGCUUCCAUUGGCAUCUUCUUUAACAAUUCCCCUCCCGAUUCUCACUGUCCUUUUCAGCAUUUACUGCCAGAGACGUUUCUUACCAAAUUUUAAAACUUAUCCUACCGAGUGUCUGGUAAACAAAGACAGAGCAGACGAGAGUGACCAAAACAUGUCUGAAUUCUAUUCGAAACUCGUUGUUGCUUAUCGUGAUCCUGCGCUUUCUCCAUCGCAAUACUCACGGGACAUUUCACCUGAAGAUCGUCCACUUCUUCAUUCAAAUCGCGCCUGAGAAAAAACCUACUCAAAGAACUUUAACUCUUUUGCUUGAGCUUUUGAAGUUUGCUUGUUAUAUGUUGAAGCAAUGCUAUACCCGGUUUGACCCUUUAACGACCCUACUAAACGGGUUGUCUUGUACAUUGGCGCUUAACCGCGAAUCAAACCGGUUUUGUAUUAUAUUUAUUUACAGUUGUGAGAAAGGAAAAAAAAUGAAUGCAUUCAAAAUUGUUGUCAUUA
Molecule: messenger RNA, 2539 nt
Organism: Eutrema salsugineum
Lineage: Eukaryota; Viridiplantae; Streptophyta; Magnoliopsida; Brassicales; Brassicaceae
Product: CSC1-like protein HYP1
Exons: 11
Coding region: 174-2315 (713 amino acids)
Cellular component (GO): plasma membrane
Molecular function (GO): calcium-activated cation channel activity
Source: RefSeq, a predicted model, not a curated record